This is a messenger RNA of Closterium sp. Yama58-4, 2349 nucleotides long. Lineage: Eukaryota; Viridiplantae; Streptophyta; Zygnematophyceae; Desmidiales; Closteriaceae. The record is from the annotation of a GenBank genome assembly.
UCCCUCGCGCGCCUCUUCCCCCGCCCAUCCCCCUCCCCAUCCGCGACGUGGCUGCCCCCCUGGCAGCACAGGGGGCAUGCGCAGGGCAGGGUGCUUUUAGGGGAGACGGGGCAUGUGCUGACGGCGGCUCUUGUGCACCAUACUGCAGUGCAUGGGUGUGAUGAUGAUCACGCCACAUACCACACACAACAGCGCCAGAGGGACCUGCACCGCAUCUUCACAGCCUUUGGGGCCCCACCGCAUUCCGCAGCCUCAGCGCACCCACAGCGGUCUGUCCGCACCACUAGAGCGCGUGGAUUGCAGGAAUCGCCUGCAGUAGCAGCAGCAGCAGGUGCUGCUGCCAGGGGCGUCGCGGCAUUCGACCUGGGAGGCCGAACCAUCCCAUACGGGCUGUACUAUCUGAACGUGUCGCUCUCCUUGCCAGCUCGCUCCUUCUCUGUGGUCUUUGACACGGGCAGUGACAUGCUGUGGGUGCCCUGUGACUGUAUCCAGUGUGCUACUGACUCCUCCCUUGUUCCCCUGAGUGCCCCUUACCGCCCGGAGAAUUCUAUCACAGCGCAACCCAUUGCCUGCAACAGCCCUCUCUGCCCCACCGGCCGCCCCAACAUUGGCUGCGGCGUCGCUCCCAACCUCACCCGCACAGUCCGCACUCCCACCACCAUCUCCCGUUCUGCUCAGCCCGAAUCUCCCACCACUGGGGUUCCAGAGCCUCUACCGCUCUCAACCUCUUCCAAUGCCUCUGAUUCUCUGUCGGGCUCCUCGCCCCAGCCUGCUGCUGCUGAUUGGCCCUCCCCAAGUGACACGUGUCAGUAUGUGAUUCGCUACGGGGAUGGCAGCAGCACGGAGGGGACGCUGGUGACUGAUGUGAUUAACCUGAGUGUGACGCAAACGGGGGUGAGCACAGUGGCAGCUGCCACGUCAGCGUCGUCUGUGCCAGGUGGCGGUCAGCCAUUGGAGGGGUCGGCAGGGAGUGGGAGCAGUGUCGUGAGCCCUCGGGUGCUGUUUGGUUGCUCGUCCCUACAGACCGGCACGCUCAUCAGCAGCCCCUAUUCAGUGGACGGGCUCAUGGGCUUCGGCUCCGGCCCUCGCUCCGUCAUCCGCCAACUCUCCUCUCCCGCCUCCUUCACGGACUCGCCAACACAAGUGCCAGCCUCCCCUGCAGGAGCACCAGCAGCAGCAAGAGCAGCAGGCACAGGCACAGGGGCAGGAGCAGAGCAGGAGGAGGCGGUAAUGCCGUUUGCAUUCUCCUUCUGUCUGGACGGAGGUGACACGGGGGGAGGCCACCUGGCGAUUGGGCGGUCAGAGCAGCCCGCGGACUUGCAAACAGCAGCACUGUGGCACGUGGAUGGACUCCCAUACCAUUACAUCAACAUCACCGGCAUGAGUAUCGGAGGCCGCCAGGUGGCGGGCGUUGAUUCGCUGUCAGCAGUGGAUGUGGCCAGCCUGGAGGGCGGCGUCAUUAUCGACAGCGGCACCACCUUCACUGCGCUGCCGCCCGCCGUCUACGCCUCGCUGCGGGAUGCGGUGUUUUCGGACCCACUUCUCUCUGCCUUUUCUGAUCCCACCCUCGGGGAUUGCACCCUCUUUCCCAGCAAUGCCACCCUCUUCGACUCGGUCUUUCCGAACCUCGUCAUCAGCUUCGGCAACACGACCUGGGCCGUGCCACCCACCAACUACCUCUUCCUCGGGGGCUUCAUGGAGCGCACAGGCCAGGCUUUACUUUGCUUGGCAGCCCUCCCCAUUUCCUCCUCACGUGUUUCCGCCAUCAUUGGAGAGUCCUGGCUGCAGAACUUUUACAUCCUCAUGGACGAGGAGAGAGGGCUGUUCGGCUGGCACUCCCUCAAUUGCUCCACGGGCCAGGAGCUUUUCCGAACGUCGCUUCCACAAGAAGGUAACUCUGCACCUGCCACGCCCAACACCACAGCACCCAGCCGCGGCCAUGGGCCAGAGAGUGUGCGCCCGUCGAGUCCGAGUCAAGCCUCACAAAGUCAAGCCUCACAAGGCGAGCCAUCGUCAACACCCGAGGCAAAAGGUGCAACGGCUGCCAACAACAGGGCCAAAACUAAUCUAUAUCUACUCGAGCAGCAGGGGGAGGAUGCAGCGCAGGGAGGGGGGCGGUCGCUACAGCAGGUGGAGGAGGAGGCGAGGGCGCAGGUGGACCCGUCUGCGUUCCUCAUCCUCCUCAACUGCGCCUCACCAGGCGUCCCUGAGGAGCAGCUAGCAGUGCACUUCUCGUCGCGCUUCAACCGCAGGCCCCACCCCAACAGCGCGCUUGAGAAGAUGAUGAACACGGUGAGUGGUGGAGUGUGGUGGUGGGUGGGUGAUCAGUCGUGGUGGGGCGUGGUGUGA